Molecule: messenger RNA, 1275 nt
Organism: Solea solea (common sole)
Lineage: Eukaryota; Metazoa; Chordata; Actinopteri; Pleuronectiformes; Soleidae
Exons: 2
Coding region: 132-764 (210 amino acids)
Source: RefSeq, a predicted model, not a curated record
CAUCUGAAUAUCUUGCCUGUAAAAGCUGCAAACGAAAGGUGAUCGGUUGGAGCCAUGCCAUCGUCUCCCAGCUAGACAUAGGCCACCGCAUCCAGUUCCCAUGUCUCCUGACUUUCAAGCUGGGAUGCGACAUGCAGGUCGUGCGCCUCAUGCGUCAGCGGGGCUUGGGCAACAGCAGCAGCCAGCUUCAGAAGCAGCUGGAAGAGCAGCAUGCGGAGAGCUGGCUUGGGAGACAAAUUCAGUUUCUCACUGAGUACAGAGGAGUUGCACGUGCCAUCUCCUCUGGCCUGAUUUCUCCUGUCCCGCUGGGGGACUUGCCAGCUAUGCCUGCAGUGGCUAAACAUCGCUGGCUGAUGCAGGUUUAUGCCCAGGAUGUCCUCAGCAGGCUGGAUGAAGUGAAGGCCUCCAUCACCUCACUCUUUGGCCAGGUACUGAAGAUGGACUCAACCAAAAAAAUUGUGAGGAAGCUGGCACGUGAGGCCCGGUCCACAGCUGCUUGGGCCACCAACAUCGGAAAUGAACAUGGGCAUGUGAUCAUGUCCGUUCUCACAGCGAGUGAGGGCUGGGGCCUAAUGAAGAUGGCAGAGGGUCUUGUGAGGCGCUACAAGGACGCAGAGGUGCCACCUCCCGAGAUCCUAUAUGUGGACCGUGACUGCUGUGGGAACUCGCACCUUAAAAAAAAUCUUUGGAGCAUGGCCGGGCAUGAGGAUUCAGUUGGAUAUCUGGCACUUUAUGAAGAGGUUUGCGACCGGGUGCACAACUGAUUCUCAUUCACUAUACACCAGCUCCAUGGCACAGCUAACCCGGUGCAUUUUCGUGUGGGAUGAGAGUGACCUGCAGCGACUCAAGGCAGCCAAGCGAGCAGAGCUGGAGGCAAGUCUCAUGCGUCCCACAGAGGGAGAUGUGAUACGCCAUAUAAGCAAGGCAGAGAUGCAGCUUCAUUGUCGGAGGACCAUCCAGGAAAGCAGGGAGAUGGAAGCCAUGCUGAAGGAGUUGAUGAGGCAUAUGAUGGAGAGAGAGGCUGCAACACGCUCGGUGUGCUUCUGAUCAACUCUGCAAGGAUGGCAGAAAUCUGGAAGGCCAAGUGUAAACAUAUCCCCUGCCUCCAGGACCCUCCAGGUUUCCAGCUGUACACACAGACUGGGACAAUGAAGAAGUGUGGUCAUGUGCUGCCAACUUUCCGGUGUGCCAGAGGUUCGACCUCACUGGAGAAUUUUCAUCUGCACAUGAACAGAUUCAUCCCAUGAACCCUCGCAAGUGACACCUUUUUCCAGG